Molecule: messenger RNA, 1874 nt
Organism: Quercus robur (English oak)
Lineage: Eukaryota; Viridiplantae; Streptophyta; Magnoliopsida; Fagales; Fagaceae
Exons: 6
Coding region: 97-1731 (544 amino acids)
Molecular function (GO): RNA binding
Source: RefSeq, a predicted model, not a curated record
ACCCGGUUCUCAAAGUUUUUUGACUUCUCCCUCCUAAAAUUGCCCUAGGGUUCCAAACCCAAUUCCACACUCUUGCAGCCUACAGCUCUCUGAGAUAUGGGAAAACUAAAGAAAUCCAAAGAAGUAGCAGCAGCAAAACCAAAAUCUCCCAAAACCAAAACCGACACCGACAUUUUCCAAUCCCUAUUCGGAACCCCCCAAGACGCCGCCGUUUCCAUCUUCUCCUCCGUCAAUCCCUACAAACGAAACUCCCAUGAUCAAUCGGGGUUUUCUCCUGCUGAAUCUCUCAUUUCUCAAAACCCUAAUUUGAAGAAGGAGGAGGAGGAGACGAAGAAGAAGAGCAAGAGAAAGAGGGACAAGGAAUCCAAGGAAGAGAUAUCCCAAAACCCUAAUCUUGUUGAUGAUGAUGGUGAUGAUUCAGUUCUGGUCGCGGAGGCCCCAUUGGAGGCCAAGAAAUCGAAGAAAGAGGUAACCCUAAACGCUAAUUUUGUUUCCCAAUCCAAUUCGGGUUCCGUACCAAAAGGGGAAGAAAACCCUGAUUUGGGUUUGAAGGAUAGGGAGGAAAAGAAGAAGAAGAAGAGGAAAAGGGAUGAGCUUGAGAGACAGUACGAGGCGAAGAAAUUCGGUGCGGUUGAGGAAGAAGAAGAGGAAGAAAAACGGGAGAAGAAAGUGGUGGUGGGGGUGAAGAGGAAAACAGUGGAUAGUGUGGAGGAUAUGGUGGUUUCCAAUAACGGUUUCGACGACGAAAGCAAGCUUUUGAGGACUGUGUUUGUUGGCAACUUGCCACUGAAGAUAAAGAAGAAGGCCUUGAUCAAGGAAUUCAAACAAUUUGGAGAGAUUGAGUCUGUGAGGAUUCGGUCUGUGCCUGUCUUGGAUACGAAAUUACCGAGAAAGGGAGCCAUACUUUCGAAGAAAAUCAAUGAAGCUGCUGACUGUGUCCAUGCAUACAUUGUUUUUAAAACUGAGGAAUCCGCCCAGGCUUCUUUGUCCCAUAAUAUGGCUGCGGUUGCUGGAAAUCACAUUCGUGUAGACAGGGCAUGCCCACCUUGUAAGAAGUUGAAAGGGGAGAUUGGUUCACUUUAUGAUAGCAAGAGAACUAUUUUCGUGGGUAACCUCCCAUAUGAUGUAAAGGAUGAAGAACUCUAUCAGUUGUUUUCUGGUAUUGGUAAUCUGGGAUCCUGCAUUGAAGCCAUUAGGGUCAUUAGACAUUCCCAUAUAAGCCUCGGAAAGGGCAUCGCCUACGUCUUGUUCAAAACAAGGGAAGCUGCAAAUAUGGUUGUUAAAAAACGAAACUGGAAGCUUCGAGACCGAGAGCUAAGGGUCUCUCAUGCAAGAAAAGAUUCCACCCCUUCUAAGAGACCAAACCCAUCACCUGCUGAAGCUCCUACUGCCCCUGCCAAGAGGCUGGCCAUGGAUCCAAGGACUCCAAAGAGCAAUAACCGGGCAAAUACAAAGGCUCCCCUGUCCUACCAGGGCAAGCGUGCGCACAAAUCUGAUUUACAAAAGAGCGACCAUCCCAAAAGCAGUAGGCCAGGCCAUUUGAAUUCUAAAAAUCAGAGAGAGAAGUCAAAAGAACGGAUGCGGAAAAGACCAGCAGUUGCUGCCCGAAGGGCAAAAGAAACAGUGCGAAAGGAUGGUGGUUCUUCAAGACAAGCAGGGAUCAAACGCAAGCUAGAUAGCCAAACACCGGAGAGCUUCCAGCAGAGAAAGAAAUUCAAGAAAUCUAAGUAGGAAUACAAAGCGAAAGUUUCUGUAUUGUAGACAUGACUUGAGAGUAUAACGAUAUUGGUAAUGUAACUCUCAAGCUUGGGUGUAUUACAAAUGUUUUAUUUUUACUUUUUAAUUGAAAUGGAAAGUUUAAGAUCCUUGAAUCA